UCAAUGUAUAGCCACGAAAUUUGAUGAACAAUUUAGUGUGGUUUGGACGCUUAUAGUAAUCGGACUUAAAAGCUUUAUUCUUUACCGUGUUUAAUCAUGGCUGAUGAUACAAAUGGAAAAGAUGUUGUUGCCGAAGGAAAUGGCGAAAUUGAAGGAGUUGAAAAGAAACUAAAAUACCCGUACUCAGUAUUCUUCAUUAUCAGUAAUGAAUUUUGCGAGAGAUUUAACUAUUAUGGAAUGAGAACCAUUCUUGCUCUGUACUUAACACGAAAACUUUUAUUCUCCGAUGAUGUUGCAACAAUUUUAUACCAUUCAUUCACAACACUUGUAUACUUUAUAUGCAUUAUUGGUGCAAUUAUUGCUGACAGUUGGUGGGGAAAAUUCAACACAAUUCUUUGGCUUUCACUCGUUUACGUCUCAGGAAGUACAGUCCUCACACUUGGAGCUGUUGAAAACUGGAAAAUGCCAGCUAAAACGUUCACAUUUAUUGGUUUAGCAUUGAUUGCAAUCGGUAGUGGUGGAAUUAAGCCUUGUGUAGCUGCUUUUGGUGGAGAACAAUUUAGAAUGCCACAACAAGCCAAACAGCUUGCACUCUUCUUCUCACUUUUCUACUUUUCAAUCAAUGCCGGUUCUUUGUUAUCAACCUUUGUUACUCCAAUUUUAAGAGAAAUGGAAUGCUUGGGAAUGGAUUCUUGUUUCCCAUUCGGUUUUGGAUUACCAGCUAUUUUGAUGGCUGUUUCUAUUGUUAUUUUCGUAGCAGGAAAGUUCAUGUAUAGAAUCUUACCAAUUCAAGGAAACAUGUUGGUUAAAGUCUUCAAGUGUAUUGGCGAAGCAAUCAGCACAAAGAAGAAGGAAAAAGAUACAAACCCAAGAGAGCACUGGCUUGAAUAUGCAGAACCAAGAUUUGGAAAGAAACUUGUCAUGGAAACCAAAAUUCUCCUCAACGUACUCGUCCUUUACAUUCCACUUCCAAUUUUCUGGGCUCUUUUCGAUCAACAAGGAUCAAGAUGGACUUUCCAAGCUACACGUAUGGAUGGUGAUUUAGGAUGGUUUACAAUUAAACCUGAUCAAAUGCAAGUCAUCAACCCAUUCCUUAUUCUUACUUUCAUUCCUCUUUAUGAGCUGUUGUUCUAUCCACUUCUAUCGCUGAUUGGAAUUCGACGACCACUUCAAAAAAUCACUCUUGGUGGAAUUUUUGCUGGUGUAGCAUUUAUACUCUCAAUGGUUGUUGAAAUAGCAAUUGAACCAACAUAUCCAGUACUCCCAAAAGCUGGAUGGUCACAACUCAGAAUGUACAAUGCAAGAAAUUGUGAUUAUAAUCUUUAUGUUAAUCUUGAUAUUGAAAACAAAAACUUCAACCUCUCAUCAAAUACAUUUGCAAGUGAUCUUUGGGUUCCAAUUAAUGGAGACUCACAAAAUUUCGAUUUUUUACUGACGGCAUUGAGUCCAGGUUGUGAUUCAUAUAAUGGACAAGGGAAAUUAGAAAGUGGUAAAGCCAACAGUUUCUUAUUGUCUGGCAGUGGUCCAACUCCUUCAAUCACAACAUUUGAAGACGAUCCAGACAAAUCUCGCCAAGGAAAGCCAAUCGUUAGAAUUUUAGCAAAUGUUGGUGAAACUACAAAGAUUUCUUUACGUACUAAGAAUGGAAUAGAAUACGAGGAUACUAGAGCUAAUAUGAAUCAAACUGAUAUUACAUCGACAACUUAUGACAUAUUAAUUGGUGGAACAGUUGUUUCUACUGGACAUCCAAUGAAGACUGGUGGUGUUUAUGUGGUUUUAGCUCAUGAAAAGUCCGCAAAUACUUAUGAAGCAAGUGUUGCUACCGUUACUGGUGCUAAUUCUGUCAAUAUGCUGUGGCUAACCCCGCAAUACGUGGUUAUGACUUUGGGAGAGGUUAUGUACUCAGUAACAGGUCUACAGUUCUCAUAUACACAAGCUCCAGAGAGUAUGAAGAGUGUCAUUCAAGGUUGCUGGUUGUUGACAGUUGCUGUUGGAAACUUGAUAGUUACAAUUAUUGUUGGUGCUCAAUUCUUCAGCUCACAAGUGUACGAGUUCCUCCUCUUUGCAUGUUUGAUGUUCGUAGACAUGAUUGUAUUUUCAUGGCUUGGUAUACGUUACAAGCCUAUUCCACUUGACGAGAUUAAGAAGGCUGAAGAAGAAGAGAAAGCUUUAAAAGACGGAAAGGGAAGUGAUCCAUUAGAAUUCAGAGAAAAUAAUUAAUAAACUGGUUGAAUUUUUUAAUUUUCUAAAAAAGUCG
Chironomus riparius is the source of this 2257-nucleotide messenger RNA. The record is from the annotation of a GenBank genome assembly. NCBI's taxonomy places the organism in Eukaryota, Metazoa, Arthropoda, Insecta, Diptera, Chironomidae.